Molecule: messenger RNA, 189 nt
Organism: Nematocida major
Lineage: Eukaryota; Fungi; Microsporidia
Exons: 1
Coding region: 1-189 (62 amino acids)
Source: RefSeq, a predicted model, not a curated record
AUGCAACAGGCGAACCGCGUGCUGAGCCAGCCGAUGGAAAUGAUAAAUAGCGAAAAGCUGGAGGAGGCGCUGCAGUGUGUUGAGCAGGAGGAGAGAAUAUACUGCCUGGCCUCGGAGAUAGAGCAGACUCUGCACAUGCACAUUCACGGAAGAGGCCUUUUCUUUGGAAACAUAAGCAGAGAUAUAUAG